Messenger RNA from Rangifer tarandus platyrhynchus (Svalbard reindeer), 390 nucleotides. Lineage: Eukaryota; Metazoa; Chordata; Mammalia; Artiodactyla; Cervidae. The record is from the annotation of a GenBank genome assembly.
AUGACUGGGCUGCCCUGCAGGAUUAUCAGGAAUCCUAGCGUUUGCUGGCAGAACCACAUGAGAGCAAUGCCCAUUGUUUUCAUGUGGUCAUUGCUGACCCUCAGGAAUCCCCCUGAGAAAGGGAUUUUUAAAGUUGAAUUAUUCCUUCCAGAAAAAUACCCAAUGGCAGCCCCUAAAGUACAUUCCAUGACCCAAAAUUAUCAUCCUAAUGUAGACAAGUUGGGAAGAAUGUGUUUAGAUAUUUUGAAAGAUAAGUGGCCCCCAGCACUGCAGAUCCACACAGUUCUGCUAUCACUCCAGGCUGUGUUAAGUACUCCCAAUCCAGAUGAUCCAUUAGUAAAUGAUGUAGGAGAGCAAUGGAAGACCAAGGAAGCCCAAGCCAUAAAGACA